CAGUUCAGUCUCAAACUUAAACUAGCGCCGUUCACAACGUCUUUCCAAACAAAGCAAAGAAAAGCGCCGUGGUGUUUUUUAUUUGAAAACUAAAAAAGAAGAAAACCUAAGCUUUUUUGUUCUGUUAUUCUUUGUGUGUCAAUGAGAAAAUACUACCAAACCAAGAAAAUAAAAAUUAAUAAUUUUUAAUAAAAAUAAAAAAAUUAAAAUAACAAAGUUCUUCUUCUUCGGUGAAAAAACAAAGUUCUUCCAGUAAAAAUUUUAAAUUUCUAAAACGAAAAAAAAAUAAUAACGAACUGUGAAAAAUUGUGGUAAAACGAACCUGCUCUUGAAAAGAAAAUUAGAUUUGAUUAUAUCUGCAUUACAACAAAGUUGGCAACACUUCCAUUGUUGUUGCUGCUACUGCUCCCGUGAUAACCUUUAACAACAACCGAAACAAAAGCUUCUCUUCGCCGUUGUGGUGUCCUUGUUAUUCUCGAAAAAAAAACAUCUGUUUGCUAAAAUCAAAAAAAAGUCUUCUAACUACUCCCGCCCAACCCCCUUGCCAACAACAGAAACACAGAAAAAAAUGGCCGCCUAUGCUGCAUUCAAACAUGUUGAACUUUACAAUGUCGGCAAAACCAAGAAGAGGGUUUUGAGACCUCCAGGUGGUGGCACCAGUGACAUUUUCGGAGGUGACUUGCCACAAACUCCACGCAAUGUCAAAAAUCACAUGCAAUCAAACAUUUUCUCUUGCGAGAAGGAUAGCAUCAAAAACAACGUACGACAAGGAGCUCACAGAUUCUAUUUCAUCGGUGAUCAACCACGUCGCGCUCAAAAGAAUGUUGACUCAUAUCAACGUCUAUUCGGUGAACCAGAGCGCGUUGUCACCCCCGCCAAGAAUCACAUGAGAAGCAACAUUCCAUUCGGUGCUAACAAUGAAGCCGCUCAAACAUUGAUCACCAAUGGCAAUGGUCAUCACUACAAUAAUGGCAAGAGUUCAUCGGUAUCUUCGGCCUCGUCAUCGGUCUCUUCAUCAACUGAGAACUUGAAGAUGAAUGGUUACUCCAAAACAGUUUAUCAUCGCAAAAUGAGUAAAACGGAAACUGACUAUCAAUGCCCAUCAUCAUCGCCAUCUUCGACGCUUUCGGAGCAAUCUCCCCAACAUAGAAAUCCCGAAGCUUACGAGUCACCGAUUCCGAAUUGCAAUGAACCGAAUUCGCAAGAAUUUCAAAAUGCAACACCACCACCAUGUUCCCAAAGUAGUAGCAUCGCAACAAACUUGGGCUCUCAAUCUCUCGCCAGUCAAACACACACCUCGACGGCUUCUAAUUCUGAUAAUCCAAUUUCAUUAUCGACCAAAUUUCAAAAUUCUCUAUCAAAUGAUGCAACGCGGAACUAUCAACGUGGUAGCAUUUCCGAAUGUGUUGAUAUGAGUACAGCCUCAAAAGCAACUGCUGGGUCUCGCAAUCCCUUAAUAGGUUUGGGUCUAUGUGGCGAUGGUGUUGGUGGCUGGAAGCCGAUCAAGCCAAAGACUCGUAGAGAUGGUAAUCCCGUCACCGGUGAAGGUUAUACCAAGAACAAUGAUUUCUCAAAUCAUACACCCAGCUUGAAUGGUGCCAAUCAAGUCAUCAAUAAAAAUCGUAUUCCCCCCGGUGGUUUCUCUUCGGGUCUCUGGUAAAUGUGUCUACAGUGUGUCUUGUUUGCGUUAUAAUCAACUAAAUUUAGGAUUACAACUCUCCCUCUCUGGUGUCACAAUCAAAAAGCAACAAAAAAAUUCAAACAACAACUAAAACUCUUUAAAAGCAAUCAACGACAAAAUGUCAACUAGAAUUUUUCUACUAAACGGAAUCAGCAGCAGCGAAAUUUUUAAAGAGAAACCCCUUUAGAGAACCAACCAAACCGUCGUUUAUGGCAACUGGAGAGAGAUCAACAACAAGAAGAGAGAAAGAGAACAUACAAUUUUUAAGAGAAACUCAACAAUAAUGAAGAUAAUAACUAAACGAAACCAAUUCUGCUGCAAAAAAAAAUAGUUUUUUUGAAAACAACAACAUCUACAAACAAAAAGCAAAAUCCAAAAGUAAACUUUUUAAUAAUUAUAAAGGGAAUAAUGAAUUAACUCUAGGACACAAACCGUCACAAAAUGUAAUAAUCAUCCAAAAACAAAAAAAAAAAACAAAACAAUUUUAACAACCGAAAAACUAUCUGAACAUUGAUAAAAAGGGAAAGCUUUUAUCAUCACACUGUAAGCCCGCUGCCUCAUACAUCAUUAUCCAGGACCAGGAUUACUUCAGGCUCAGCAUCUCCCAUAUACCCCAAAAGAAAGCAACCUUUCGGAAACACAAAUAUCACAAAAUUGUUUUUUAUGCAGUUUUUAGCAUAAAAUUAUAUAAUUUUAAACGAAAAUGGACUCAAAACGAAAUAAUUAUCAACCAAUAUUUUAAAAUACAAUAACAACUGUUGCUUCAAAUACUAAUCCAUAAGAGCAAGCAAACUAAUUAAAAAAAAUAAAAACGAAAGGAAAACAUUUUGCAAAAGAAACCCAAAUCGAAACACUUAAACGAAUUUUCUUUGUAUUAGCCAUUAAUAAUACAAAGAGAAAACCGAAUUUUGCAAAAUUGUUUUUUGAAAGAAACUGUUGUAAUGACUUCAAAUUUAAAUUGCUUUCUAAAUUCCCAAAACCCCCCUGUUUUAUGUUAACAUUUUUUUUUGGUUGGAUUAUUUGUGGCCUUUCUAAAUCUUGGUGGCUUUUUUAGAUUUUCAAAAAAAAAGAACAAAAAAUGUUUGGUUUUUUCUCUCUUAAAAAAAAUAAUAACAAAAAGACACCAAAUCCAUCAUUUAUAAAAACUCAUUACAACAUUAAAAAAAAACUUAUUGUAAUUCACUCAUCUCACACCACACAUACAUACAUUAUUAUAUUCAUUUGAGGAAGAAAUAUAUAAUUACAUUAUAUUUUGCUUGUACUUUGAAUAUCUUUGUUUUUUAAAUAACAAUCCAUCAUAAACUUUGUCCCAUUACUACAACAUACAUAUAUUUUAUUAUAUUUCUUUAAUAUAUAUUAUAACUAUAUAAUUAUAAUAAUAAUGAUAAUCAUCAUUUAAUCUUAAUUAUUACUUACUUUUUUUACACGAAAAAAAGGAAAUUUUUGUAAUGGAUUUUUUUUAAGUUAAAUUUUAACUCUCCUCCUCCAUAA
This is a messenger RNA of Musca domestica (house fly), 3172 nucleotides long. RefSeq names its product microtubule-associated protein Jupiter (gene Jupiter). The coding region runs from base 569 to 1660 and encodes 363 amino acids. The record is from RefSeq and is a predicted model, not a curated record. Gene Ontology annotation, cellular component: nucleus. Lineage: Eukaryota; Metazoa; Arthropoda; Insecta; Diptera; Muscidae. The transcript has 8 exons.